AUGUCCUUUUGGGUUAAUAGAGUGGAAGGGCUUUCCGACAACAAUCCCGCGGCCUUGACGUUGAGCGAUUUACUGUACUGUGACGUGAAUGACCAGGAAGAAGUCUGGAGUUACCUUAUUUUGGCCAACUACAUGGUAGAUACCGACUGGCUUCUUGAGGUAGCGCCAUCAUUGGCACAAACGAAGCGGCUACUUUGUAUCAUAUCGGGUGAGAAGGGGUAUGCAAAAAAAGUUCAAUCGUCCUCUCUUUUUAGGAGGAUAAACGCCGAUAAAAUUAGAAUUGUAGAGGCCAAAUUACCGCUUCCUUUUGGUGUACAUCAUAGCAAACUCGCUGUAUGUGUGAAUGCAAAAGGUAUUCGAGUUGCAGUAUUUACCGCAAAUUUUAUACACGAGGAUUGGGCAUACAAAACACAAGGAAUAUAUGUGCAGGACUUUCCAAGAUAUUCUACUUCACUGAAAGACACGCGUACAAAUACAACAUUUUCUGAUGGAACAGAAGAUAGGGGAAAUAGAUUUAAAAAUGAGCUGCUGGGAUACCUAAACUACUAUGGUAUAUUUUCUAACCUAAGUAAUAAAGUUGCUAUUCCAAUUACUAUAUUUGAUGAAAUCGAUUUCAGUUCUGUCAAUGUGGAAAUCAUAACGUCUAUUCCAGGGUAUCAUAGAUAUUCGGAUAGAAACGCUUACGGAUUGGGACGAAUACCGAGGGUGCUACAGGCUAUAGGUGUCGCAUCAAGUAAUAACAGGCAUGUGGCGUCACUAGUAUGGCAGUUUAGUUCCCAAGGAAAGUUGACAGAUUCCUUUCUAAAUGCGUUGGAAAAGGCGAUGCUGUCAGAGGGAGAGGACAGUGAAGAUGCGAAUAAGAAUCCUUUGUGUCACGAAGUUCAAAUUGUGUACCCAACCGAGGCUGAGGUGAAAGAAAGCUUAGAGGGAUGGCGUGGCGGGCUUGCGCUACCUUUGCGGUUGAGCUCUUGUCAUACCUAUAUUAACCAACGUUUGCAUCGCUGGGGACAAAGUAACGAAGGGUCUUGUUCAAAAGUUAUUCUCAGGAGAAGAGCAUUACCACACAUAAAAACAUACAUGCGUCUAACAGAGAAAAGAGAUGGGAUCAAAUGGUUUAUUUUGACUAGUGCUAAUCUAUCUCGUGCUGCGUGGGGCGAAUGGCAAAAAAAAGAAACUCAAUUGGCAAUUAGAUCCUAUGAAUUUGGGGUUGUAUAUGGAAAGAAUUCCUUUAUACAAUUUCUGGAAGGGAUACCUUUUAGUGUUACACCUUCUAAGCCAAUACCUAUCCCCUCUUUAGUCGAGGAUGAUGGUCUGGUGAAAGUUCACAUUGACCCCGGAGAGAAGCAAAGCAUUGAAAGAGGUCCGGCCUUGUUUUUGCCAUAUGACCCUCUUCAUCUAGAACCGUACGCAAGUACGGUUCAAAUGCGGGAGGGGAAGGGUAAUACAUGUGAAUCUCAGCUUAAUACAGAUGAUAUUCCGUGGGUCAUUGACCUGCCUCAUUUCGGCAAUGAUAUUUUUGGAAAGGAGCUACUUACUGCCAUGGAACUUGAAAGAAUCUCUGCGCACACCAUUUCUGAGAUUUCAAAGAACGAAAAUGCAGGAUGUGAAAUGUUAAUGAGGAAGCGCGAGAGGCUUGAGUAG
Molecule: messenger RNA, 1641 nt
Organism: Trypanosoma conorhini
Lineage: Eukaryota; Euglenozoa; Kinetoplastea; Trypanosomatida; Trypanosomatidae
Product: putative tyrosyl-DNA Phosphodiesterase (Tdp1)
Exons: 1
Coding region: 1-1641 (546 amino acids)
Biological process (GO): single strand break repair; double-strand break repair
Cellular component (GO): nucleus
Molecular function (GO): single-stranded DNA binding; 3'-tyrosyl-DNA phosphodiesterase activity; double-stranded DNA binding
Source: RefSeq, a predicted model, not a curated record